This is a messenger RNA of Oryctolagus cuniculus (rabbit), 12525 nucleotides long. The record is from RefSeq and is a predicted model, not a curated record. Lineage: Eukaryota; Metazoa; Chordata; Mammalia; Lagomorpha; Leporidae.
GAGAGAGAAAGAGAGAGAUUGAAUGAAUGAAUGAAUGAAUGAAAGGUGGGGGCUAAUUGGGGCUGGACCAGGUUAAAGCCUGGAGCCCAGUACCCAAUCUAGGUCUCUCACAUGAGUGGCAGGGACCUAAGUACUUGAGCCAUCACCUGUUGCUUCCUAGGGUACACGUUAGUAAGAAGCUGGUAUUGCAAGCAGAGUUGGGAUUUUAACCAGGCACUCUGAUAUGAGAGGUGGGCAGACCAAGGGGUGUGUUAACCGAUGUGACAUACGCCCACCCCAACUUCUUGGGUUUCGUCAGGCAGAUGAGGUCACCUGCACACUCAUCUCCUUCAUUGGUCAAAGGAGAUUGUUAUGACAAGUUAGUGUCUCUUUAUAGGGCUGGAAAAGGGGCUCCAAAUCAAAGGAUCAGGGUUCUGUACGCCAGGAAGAAGUAACAGGGACAGCUGUGAGGAAGGCCGUUGUCCAUGAUUGCUGUAGGCAGAACCCAGACGGGAUGAUGGAUAAGGUUGGAGGUGGCUGAUUAGAAGGACAGAAGCUGUGUGCUUUGUCCUGGCCACAGUGAAGUUGGGGCAAGCUGUCAUCUUGACUGGGCUAGGGGGUGGGCUUAGAAAUGAGGAUCAGAAGUGCAAAAACGUCCAAACAGUCACAUGACAGCGACAAAGCCAGAGGUGUCAGCUCAGAGCCAAAGUAAGCUACAGCCUGUGGCGCGUCUGAUACUGCAGCGGGAGCCUGGAGCCCUUGUCAGGGUCCAGAUGGAGCGAAUAGAAUUGUGCUGAGUGCCUGCUUUCUGGCUCUGCUUUUUGCCUGGCGGGAGUGUAGGUUACAUUUAGAGCAGGCAAGUGGUCGCUGGAGGUAUGUGGCAAUCUCAAGAGCCUUCAACAGCUAGUUAAAACUCUGGGUGUGGGCACAGCGUUUCAGGGGCUAGCUGAUUCUGAGCAUUGAACUGGAGAUGGGAGAAGAGAAUUUCAGGGCCAAGUCGGGAAAUUGGCAGGAGUCCCUGAUCCAGGACGAGCUUGAUUUACUGGGAAGUCACCAAAAUAGGAGCUUGGGAACCAGCUUGGAAAUGAAGCCUGUUAUUUGAGGGCUGGAGGCAGGCUGGCAUUAGCAACCUGGGAGCUCUUUGAUUAAAAGUGGGAACUUGGGGAGGAACUGUAGCCAGUGCUACCUGCUGCAAGACCACGGCGUGUGGACCUGGCUCGGGUUAAAGGUCCCCUGUCUUUGAGUUGGAUUUGAAGGUCAGAUUGAGCUUACCACAGAAGGAGAAGAAAGAAUGUAGAGAGAGGAGGAGAUAGAAUACACAGGACUUGGAAAGAACCUGGAGCUUGAGCCUUGGUGGCUGGCCUUAGGAAACAUGUGGAAUCCAGAAGCAGCAGCUGUUUCUGAAGCUAAAAUGCCGUGAGUGUGAGCUGAGCUGUGCACAGGGCAUUUAGGUGGAGGUGUCGGGAAUUGAUUAUAUGCCACUGGGACUUGGCUGCAGUCAUCCACCUGGGGUAACCACGGAGACAGCGCAGGGAGAGCACCUGGUGGGUUCUGUGUCCCCUGAAGGUGAAGGCGUUUCCUCCUUGCUCCUGCAUCUGAGUGGGAGCGCUGUUUUGUUGUUCAAAAUUAACGUCCUGGACAUGCAGAUGAGAUGGUUUUAGUUGUUAGGCUUUUCCGGUUGCUAAGAGUCAAGGUGAGGGUGUGUGGAAACUGCACUGAUGGAUUCUAGACCCAGCCCCACAGGUCCUUAAAAUGGUUGUAUUUGUUUCCAGAUAAUUUUAUUUCUCCAAGAGUUCUUUUUCCAGAUCACUCAGAUUUCUGGUUGAUUCUUCCUUCCUAAUGUCUUUUAAGUACACCCAAUUUACCCCAAACAUAUGCAUUUUCUUAUAUGUAAAAGUUUUAGGUUCUCCAAGGAGAGAAAAAAGUUCAGAGAACACACCCAUCUCUCCAAGACCAGAAUGUGUGUUUAUCGUUCAUUGUGAUUUCCAUUUAUAGGGGUUGUUACUUGUGGAGAAUCCACUAGUAUUCUUCAGUGAUUCUUUCAUGAAAUUUCCUUAAAAGGGAAAAGAGAAACGUGUCGCUUCUCUCUCCUUCUUUCUGAAACCAUGCAGCAAGUGGGAGGAAGGAAGACACUGUCCCAUGACAUCCAUGGUGAAAUUAUUCUCCGUUGAAUAAUCUGGCCACACCCUUUACCUUGGCAGGUGUGUGUCUUUAAGGCACAAGGCACCCUUUUUUUCUCUAGUUAAGUUGAAAGUGGCACUUUAUAUAAGAUUUACAUAAUCGGGAAAAGGAGAUUAUUAAUACCUAUGUAAUAAAACCUGGCUUCAUAAGCUGGUGUAGGACCACCUAAGUAUCAGUAGAAGAUAGGAGAAAGCUGUUUUUGGUAGUGAAAAUGGUUGAAUUGUUAUUUGAAUCUACGAUUAUUUAUUUAUUUAUUUGAAAGUCAGAGUUACACAGAGAGAGGAGAGUCAGAGAGAGAGAGAGAGAGAGAGAGAGAGAGGUCUUUCAUCUGCUGGUUCACUCCCCAGUAGGCUGCAACGGCUGAAGCUGAGCUGAUCUGAAGCCAGGAGCCAGGAACUUCCUCCAGGUCUCCUACACCGGUGCAGGGGCCCAAGGACUUGGGCCAUCUUUCACUGCUUUCCCAGGCCACAGCCGAGAGCUGGAUCUGAAGUGGAGCAGCCAGGUCUCAAACCAGCGCCCAUAUGGGAUGUCGGCACUGCAGGCCAGAGUGUUAACCUGCUGCACCACAGUACCAGCCCCUGAAUCUACGAUUUUAUUUAUAUGAGUUUCAAAACCUUUUCAAACACAUUGGCAAAUGUGAAGAACUUUCCAGAACUUAGAUGAGUGCUACAGGCAAGCUAACCAAAUCAUUUAUGGAUGAAACCAGGACCUUUUGGAAACUGAAGGACAGUAUUAGGAAUAAUUAUGCACUAGACAGGUUUUGGGCAAAGUGGGACUUCCAAGCAACUUGGUCUGGAUUUCGGUGGUGGCUAACAAUUCUCAUUGUUCAAGGUUGGGGCGAAACAAACAAAGGUAUUUCCUCCUUGCUCCUGCAUCCGAGUGGGAGCGCUGUUUUGUUGUUCAAAAUUAAGGUGCUGGACAUACCAGAUGAGAUGGUUUUCGUUGUUAGGCUUUUCCGGUUGCUAAGAGUCAAGGUGUGGAAACUGUGCUGUGUGGAUUCUGGGCGCAGCCCCAUAGGUCCUUAAUGACUUCAGUGUGGGUUUUUAAUCUCCUGCCCAAGUGUUAUCUUACUUGCCCAGACAAGCCACUCACCACUACCGGAGAGUGUGGGAAAAUUAACACUGCCGGAGCAACCAGGCAAGGGAAAAAAAAAAAUAGUCUGAAGGUGGAAGUGAAUUGCAUUUGGGAUUUAUUUUAAUGCAAUCUGGAAAAGUACAACUUUAAAUCUCAGGGCUGCUUAAGGAGAGCCCACACCUUUCCUUAGAGGGAAAAGGGGGAAAAAAAAGAGGAUUGAAAACUAUCCAGCACACAGCUAUCUGUAAUGUUUGCGCUAGCUAUCAGGAAACCCGAAAUGCUGAAUGUAAUAAAAUGUUGACAGCAGUUUUACUUAACAUGCGGUGACUCUGGAAUCGAACGACAUCCUUGGCACCAAAGGAAAUCCAGAGAAUAAAAGCAGCAGUCGUCAGGAUUUGAAGGAAGCCACAGAUUAUUACCAUCUGUACGUUUUACGGGACCCCUUGGAAAACCAGAAACCCAGGACCCAGCCUGCAGAGGCAGUGAUGUGUCACCAAUCAGCAUGUCGCCCAUCAGUCAAUCGCAGUUUAUUCCACUCGGGGAAAUCCUUUGCUUGGCCAUCUCAGCAAUGAACUCGGCAAGAAAACCUGUCACCCAAGAAGCACUGAUGGAGCACCUGACGACCUGUUUCCCAGGUGUUCCGACCCCUAGCCAAGAAAUCCUGCGGCACACGCUGAACACGCUGGUACGAGAGAGGAAGGUCUAUCCCACCCCGGAGGGCUACUUCAUCGUGACCCCACAGACUUAUUUCAUAACGCCUUCCCUCAUAAGAACUAACAGCAAAUGGUACCAUUUGGAUGAGAGGAUACCUGACCGGUCUCAGUGUACCUCUCCACAGCCUGGAACCAUCACGCCCUCUGCCUCCGGCUGCGUCAGGGAAAGGACAGUGCCCAGGAACCACUGCGACUCGUGCCACUGCUGCAGGGAAGAUAUGCACAGCCUGCACGCGUCCACUCUGCAGAGGAAGCCUGCCAAGGACUGCAAGGACCCCUACUGCCCCCCUUCGCUGUGCCAGGUGCCGCCCACUGAGAAGAGCAAAAGUACUGUAAAUUUCUCCUAUAAGACGGAAACUCUCUCGAAACCUAAAGACAGUGAAAAGCAGUCCAAGAAAUUUGGGCUGAAGUUAUUCCGGCUAAGUUUUAAGAAAGACAAGACCAAACAGCUGGCCAAUUUUUCUGCCCAGUUUCCUCCCGAGGAGUGGCCCCUGCGCGACGAGGACACGCCCACCACCAUCCCCCGGGAAGUGGAGAUGGAAAUCAUCCGGCGCAUUAACCCGGACCUGACGGUGGAAAACGUCAUGAGGCACACGGCCCUCAUGAAGAAGCUCGAGGAAGAGAAGGCGCACAGGAGCAAAGCCGGGUCUUCCGCCCACCACAGCGGCAGGAGUAAAAAGAGCAGGACUCACCGGAAGUCCCACGGGAAGUCUCGGUCGCACAGCAAGACCCGAGUGUCCAAAGGCGAGCCCUCGGACGGCUCGCAUCUGGACAUCCCCGGGGAGAGGGACUGCGACUUCUGUGACCCUCUCACCCGGGCGCCCAGGGAGGGCUGCUUCAUCAUCGAGCACAAAGGAGACAACUUCAUCAUGCACAGCAACACCAGCGUGAUCGAGUCCCACUUCCCCAUGACACCCGAGUGGGAUGUGUCCGGCGAGCUGGCCAAGAGGAGGACUGAGAUGCCUUUUCCCGAGCCUUCCAGGGGAAGCUCCCACUCCAAAGUGCACCGAAGCCACAGCCAUACCCAGGACCGACGGUCCAGGAAUGAGAGAUCCAGCAAGGCCAAGGAGAGGUCCAGGUCGAUGGAUAACUCCAAGGGCCCUCUGGGUGCAUCUUCGCUAGGGACGCCUGAAGACUUGGCCGAAGGCUGCAGCCAGGACGACCAGACCCCCAGCCAGUCCUACAUUGACGACAGUACUUUAAGGCCUGUCCAGGCUGUGGGGCACCAAAGGGUUCACCUGGCGUCCACGAGUUACAAGGAGGUGUGUAUUCCAGAAAUAGUCGGUGGCAGCAAGGAGCUUCCCAGCGCGUGCAGCCUGUUGGAGCCAGGCAAACCGCCCGAGAGUCUGCCACCCUAUGGGGACCUCAGUGCUUGUCCAAGCAAAACAGCUGCUGAUGACUAUUUCCAGUGCAACACCUCCAGUGAGACGGUGCUCACGGCCCCAUCCCCCCUGGGAAAGAGCAAGGAGGACCACGACACUCUGACUCUGGCAGAAGGAGUGAAAAAGCUGUCUUCCUCCGACAGGCAGGCCCCCCAUUCCUCCCGGGAGCCCAUGGGGCACAAGGAGGAGUCCCCCAAAGGGCUGGGCGGGGGCCCGGCUGCUUCCGGGGGCGUGGCGGAGGCGGUGGCAAAUGGACGCCUCGUGCAGCACCACAGCACGGAGCCGGGCAGCCUAGACAAGAGGAAAGAGAUUUUCAGCAAAGACACGCUCUUCAAGCCUCUUCACAGCACCCUGUCUGUAAACAGCUAUCACAAAUCAAGCCUGUCCCUCCUCAAAUCGCACCCGAAGACCCCGGCUGACACGCUGCCAGGCCGGUGCGAGAAACUGGAGCCCGCCCUGGGGACCUCGGCGGCACAGGCCAUGCCCGCUUCCCAGCGCCAGCAGGAGUCUGGAGGGAACCAGGAGGCCUCCUUCGACUACUACAACGUCUCUGACGACGACGACUCGGAGGAAGGGGCCAACAAAAACGCGGAGGAGGAGAAGAACAGAGAUGACGUCGGCACCAUGCAGUGGCUCCUGGAGCGAGAGAAGGAAAGAGACUUGCAGAGGAAAUUUGAGAAGAACCUCACGCUCCUCGCCCCGAAAGAGACGGACAGCAGCAGCCAUCAGAGAGCCACGCAUUCGGCCCGGCUGGACAGCAUGGACAGCAGCAGCAUCACCGUGGACAGUGGAUUCAACUCCCCACGUACUCGGGAGAGCCUGGCUUCCAACACAUCCAGCAUUGUUGAAAGUAACCGUCGGCAGAACCCUGCUUUGAGUCCGGCCCACGGCGGAGCCGGGCCAGCCUUCAACUUCCGAGCCAGUACGGAUCCCCCAGGCAACGAAGCUGAGAAACUACAGAAACCUUCCAACUGCUUGCAAGCUUCUGUUACUAGUGUGUGAUAGUCACUCUGCCUCAGAUCUUCUGUCUCGUUCGAUACGGCCAAGUUUACGACACUGGGACUGACGUUUACAUCUUCGGAAAGACAAGCAUCUCAACCACAGUUUUUGUGCUUACUUAAACUGUGCUGCUAAGUAGGCUAGGGCAAAACAAAACAAAACACAUCUUUAUUUCAGAGUAUUGCUUUUCACAUUUUUGGCUCUGUAGCGACCGAAUAGCAGUAGGGGUGAUAUGUAUACUUUUGCUUCACUAACUGUAUCUGAGCACACAUAGGAAAGUCUAGACACUGUAAGUGUGAUAUGCAUUUUCAAUGUCAUGCAGUUGCCGAUUCCAUAUUAAAAUGCCACAGAUGAGUGUUGCUCCCGGUUUGUGGUUAAAUGGCACCACAGAACUGAUCCUUGACACUUCCAAAAACAAAAGCAAAAAAAAAAAAUGCCCAUGCCACCACGACAUGUCAAAUGCAAGGGUCUACUUAGGGAAAUCCAUGCCAAACUUCCCAGCAGGGACCACAGCCCUCUGUUUGUGAAUUGUUUCUGCACCAGUCAUUUUUCACUGUGAGUUCUGUGACGCUGUUUUGCAGGAGGCCGUGGAAGUGUGUCGGAAGGGGUCGCGAGGGAAACACUGGGAGUGCUGGCUUUCAGGAUCUUGUUUUCAGGUGUGACGGAUGCUUGUGUGAUGUUGUAACCUUCCAUGGUCACAGGCAGGAACAUACAGGACCUUGAAUCUGAAGUGGACAAAGGAAGGGAAUCCCAGUUUGGAUGGGGCACAGCACUAAGUGCUGGAAGAGGUCGUGUGGACUUGUCGAAGGUUUUCAUCAAACCUUGAAGGAAGUUCGUUUCCUCCUUGUGAUUCUUAGGAUGAUCCUAUCUUACGAUAAUAGAUACGAUAAUUAGUUUGUUUAAAAGCAAAAUGUUUUUGUGAUACAAAUGAAGAGUAUGGCCUGAGGAUGCUAUUCUUCCUAAUGGAAGGACAGAAAUCUAUUUUAUGUAGUUUUAAAUAGAAUGCCUAAAUUAGGCGGUGGGAGAUAAUUUUUAGUGGUUAUAGGAAAGAGCAAAUUUAGGGAGAGUUGAACUUCAGGCCUUUUAUUCCUGGGAAGAUACCUAUAAAGAAAAUUUUAAAAGUAAUUUUUGAUCAGAAAUACACAUAUGCCCAUGUAAUGAAAAACAGAAUGUGCUCAUUCUGCUAGUGUGGUAUAACCAUAAUUUGUACUCCCCUGAAACUUAUCAGAAUAACAAUUAUGCAUACAUGAACUAUGCCAGAGUAAUGUUUACAGAUACUUUGUGACAAAGUUCAGGAGGCUUGUAUAGGUGGAAGUGUACCCAAGGAGUCCGAGUCAUUUCAGAUGGCUUUGUCAAUGUUUUGCUUUCACUGACAGUUGUCUUGUUGGCUGCAGAGACCGGGCAGCAAAGGGGUUAGAAACAAUUAAAACUUCAGUCUCCUAGGCAGGAGACAUUCGAGAGUUCCAUGUUUUAUUUUCCAGGAACAAUGGGCUAACUCUGUACGUAGUGGAAAACAGUUUGCAAAAGGGUUACUUAUGAUAUGAGUAAGUGGUCUGACCUAAAGUUUUAUUUAGUUUAGUGGCAUGACCUGGUUUUGAAGCCAUACACCAUAAAGAAUAUAUAUAUAUAUAUAUCCAAAAAUAGAUCUAAAAUAUUUUCACCUCAGAUUUCAGUAAUUGGCACAAACUUUGUGAGACACUUCUGUUUCCAUCUUGGGUUUCCUCACUAGCAGUAUGUUCAGAGGUGCAGACUGGCACUUAGCCAGACACAUUCCUGACGCAUUUGAAUACUCACCAUGCUUUGCAGGUAUUUGGAAGUGCAGCGGAUCAAACUGGACUCCUCAAGUUUGGCAUAAAUUCCUUUUUUGUGCUUAUUGUGGUGAAACUUAAGCACUUUCUUAGUAAACUCCCACACCAUCGAAAUGCUGAAGCCAGUUGGUUUCCAUACAUGCCUUAUUUCCUCCAAGGCAUGCCUCGAUUGCUCAGAAUGCGUUCGUUCGUCUCACUGUUUAAAUAUGCCCGGAAGGAAUGAUAUGUAUCUAAUAGACCUCAUAGUCUGUUUCCUUGGGGAGUUGUAUACCAGACGAUUACUAAAUUUUCCUGUCCAACUCCAUUUUUUUCCAAAAACAUGAUCUCAAAUUUUUAUCAUGCUAUCAGUUCAUAAAUAACGCAUCAGCCUUGAGUUGAUCCUUGAAAGUGGCCACAAAAUAAUCACAUGCUGUGCAAACAGGGAAGGAGACCAUUACGUUCAGGAGAAGCUUUGAAAUGGGAAUUAAUCAGUAUUUCACAGGAAAUAGUUUCACAGAAGACAUUAUUCAAAUAAAAUGUGUACACUAUUUGCCUGAUGCUAUGGGGUACACGAUUUCAAAAAACAAAAAGCCUCCCUUAGACCAGCAGCUCUUAGCCUAGAAAAUGAUGGCCUGUAAAUAUAGAUGUACCACGUAGAAAUGCCCCCACCUGCAUCUAGUGGGAGCUUGCUGGGGAGGGGUGCUGGCAGGACACGCAUGACAAACGUGAUGUGUGAGGCUUUCGGGGCCCAAACCCUCAGGCCCUCUCCAAGCUUUGCCAAUAUCCUUUUCGUCCAGUGAAAUCACAGCCUUGUGUUACCUGCCUGCUUAGCUAGUCCUCGAGCUUAUCAACUGAAAGGUUUACAAAACUGAAUCUGGUUGAAUCUCUGUGUAGCAUUCAACUUGAAAGGGUCAACACAUCUGUCGGCAUUUUGCACACUUAUGUAUUAUUAUGAUACAGCACAUUACUUUAUGGUAAUUUUUAUUUUUACAUAUAACUACCUCCAUAAAUUUGAUGAAAUGGCAGCAGUGCGUUCAAGUGUAUUGUUCAGAAAAGCAAAGUUUAAAACUUUCUUAAAUGUUAGGCCAUGGCAUUGUGUGUGUGUGUGUGUGUGUGUGUUAGUGAUUGUCUCUGUGGACUCAUGGCUUUUUCAUUGCCGUGGUUUUCCCUUACAACAUUAUUUGGCUUUCAGAUGUAAUCCUGUCCUCUCUCCCCCAUGAAAGCUCACUUGAUUUUGUUACGAGUGAACAGAAGUCUAAAAAUUCUUGUCUUUCUCCUCCUCUCUAUUCCUGCUAAAAGUUCUCUCUGGCACAGAGCCAGUUGGUAAACAUAGUUUGACAAGCUAUAUGGAAAUCUGAUUUGAAUUCUAGGUUUUCAGUAAUGGAAGACACACAAGAAGUUUGGGUGGCCAAUUUUGAAGCACUUUGGGUCUCUUCACCUUCACUCACAUGCUACCACAGCAAGCCCAAACUUCACUUUAAUGAAACGAGCUGGGCUGUAUAUUCCACACUUUGGUUAAAUAAUUUGUAUUCCAUUUUCUAUCAUUUGUGCAUCUCAGGGGACCUUAAUGACCAUAUGAAAAGGGCGGGGGUGCCAUCAAAUAGAGAAGUAGAAAAGCUGAGAGGGGAGUAGCUAGGUAAAAAAAAAAAAAAAAAAAAAGCAAAGUACUGCUUCUCUGCUGUUGGGAAGUUCAAGUUCAGGAAGCAUACAUUGAAAGUUAAUCUGGAGUAGCAAUGAUCUGAACACCAGCUGUUCCCAAAUCUCUCUCUCAUAACCCAACCAGCAUUUCUAAAAUGUAAAUUUAAAUCCUGUUCAGUCCCCAGGGAGGGGAGAAACCUGUUCAGUGGAAACCGAAGCAUUGCUCCCUUUUUAGGUUGGCACAGCUUUGUAAAAUUCUACCCAGGAUAAACCACUUAUCACCACAAAGUGUACUUGAAAAAAAAGUUUUUAGCUUAAAUUAUAGGCAUAUUCCUCACAACACAACAGUAAUCACUUUUUUAAAAAAAACAAAUCUCUCCAUGUAUAACAUGAGCAGUGUUCAGAACUUGGUUAAGAAACCAACAACAACUGAUGAUGACUUUGCACAGUUCAUUUUGGGAUCUCAAAGUGCUUCCAAAGCAUUCAGAUUCACAAACAACUAAACACAGUGGGUCAUAUUUAUAAUCCCCAUACUUGAAUAAACAAAAGGGGUGACCUCAGACCACCCAGAAACACAGUGGCAGCUAUCAAGAUCUAUUUUCUAUCUGUUUGAUAGACCUUCAUGGGAAAUCACUAAAUACAAUGCUAUUUUUCUGAUGUGUGCUAAUAAAGUCAAAGAAAACAAGUGCAACUUUACACCUUUGUCCAUUUUCAUUCAAGAGGUUCAGGGUGCUUGGAAUUUUGCAACUCAGCACACCUUGCUGGCAUCAGUUGAUGAAGUGGGAGGUUACUAGAUUCACCCAAACGUCACCCCACUCAAAGACAGAUCUAGACACACACCCUUGUUUACAGAUUCACAUUGGGUCUAACUCCUGUGCUAAAAUACCCACCUUUCAGGAACAUGGCUGCUCCUGGCAGUGGAAGGUGCUGAAACAAAAUUUUAAUUAAAAACUUUAUCAAAUAUUCUUCAUAGUGCUCUGAGCACAAUAGAAAUUCAGUCCUAACUAUGGAGCCCUACUUUGGAGGAUCUCGAUUUCUGAGGGAGCUGAUGGGUUCUGAGUGUCUUCUCAGGUUAGGAGGUACACGAUCCCUCACAGGGGUCUUCAACAAACCACGGGGCGGUCAUGGAACCGACCAGCAGUGCCCUGUCAGGCCACCGUGGACCCAAACAGAGGUGAUCUCUCCUUCCCUCCCCGCCUCCGCCUCAUUCCCCCUACACAGUCGUGGCUGUUGUCAGUCAUUUAGGGCUUGGGGGAAGUUAGGUCCCAGGAAAAAUGAAUGCAAAACCCGUGGUGAACAGUUUGCUUUGGGUUCAUAAAAUGCUGGUGAGGAAGAGACGACUAUCAGUUUGAGCUUUGCCAAGUAAGAUCAAAGAAUCCGUUGUCAUCCCAUCCCUCUCGCAGAAGGGUUUUACAGCAUUAAGACUAAAUCCAACAUUUUUCCAUAGAUUUUUCUUUAGGAGACAUCUCGUAAAUUAUGUAUGUGAAAAAAAAAAAUCAUGAUCCAUUUUCCUUGUGUGUUUGAAACAGACGUUGGCGUCUCCCUGCCUGAGUCAGUCGCUGCGUGUUUUGCAGCAGCCGCCCGAGAGGUUCCCAGUGAUGGCUCCUCUACCGUGGAAUCCUGUGUUGUUACAGUUGUUCUAUGACUUACAGUUGAGGGUUUGCAAGCCUCCGAAUUCUACAAGGCUCCAGGGGGACCAACCCUCUUCUGAUUGCCUCUUUUGAGUUACAGGGCUUUAAUCAGCGAGUGCUGGCUUCAAGUGUGAACAGACACACCUGAUGCCAGUGAGGGAAUGGGGUGUUUGCAAGUGGGGAAGCAAUGACUCUGGAAGGUUAGAAGCUUCAGUGGGCCUUGUACAGCUUCCCACUCCCUGGGCAAAGGCUGACCCUGACACCCCCAGUUCCCGUACUCGCACCACAAAGAGGUACCCGACCUGAGACCUGAGGUCUCCGUAUCAGGCCUCUGCCGUUCCAGGAAGUUGAUCUUGCAGAACACACUCAGCAGCUCCUCCCCUUCCUGUCCUCUGAGCGCCCCCCUCCCUGCCUCCUUCCUAGACCCUGACACAACGCCACGGUUUCCACAUUGGAAGGGCAGAAUGCUGUGCAAUGCUGUGCACACACGCUGAGUUAGGAACAGCUGCCCAGGGGUCACCUUCAUGUAAGUAUUGACAGCUGCAAAUUAAAGUCCUUGGAGCAGCUAACAUAGAUACUACUUUCUAGAAGAGAAUUAAAUGUAAACGUCAAGUUUAAAGGGAUCAUAAUUCUGCAGGUAUCUUUCUCUGAGUGACUGUGACUAUUGCAUUAGGGUAAAUGAAUUAAGAAGUACAAGUGGGAUUUACUGUAUGUUAGAAAGGAGUUUUGCAGCCAAGACUGCCUUGAAUACAAUGUGUUUGCACUGAAAAAAAAAAUUUUAAAUUACUUGGUCUCUGGUUGCUGUAAGGUCAUCCAAGAUGGAUGUUCUGUUUAUAUUGUAUAGUAUUUCAUAUGAAAUAAUUACGGUUCAUGAAACGUCUUCCCUAAUGUUACUGAUUUAUAACAGCACAUUUGUAACAUGGUUUUUAUCGUGUCAGUGUACCAUAUUGUAAAUGAUGAUUACUUGUCAUGCUUAGUAUAAUAACUUAAAAGAAAAAAAAAGGACAGGGAUUUUUGUAAGUCUAUAUUUGAAAGUCCCUCCAUAUGGUAAUAUUGUGUUCAUGUUGUUUAUGUAGUGUUGUGUGAAAUAUCCAUUUUGGAUUGUGUUACUUUUUAAGAUAUUAAAUAACAUUUGGUUAUA